Molecule: messenger RNA, 132 nt
Organism: Ambispora gerdemannii
Lineage: Eukaryota; Fungi; Glomeromycota; Glomeromycetes; Archaeosporales; Ambisporaceae
Source: the annotation of a GenBank genome assembly
CAACUCCAAGUCGACAUACCAAAGUUAGCAUGUGAUCUUGAAACCCGUGAAGAAUCUUCACGAUCAGAGUCAUGUGAUCUCGACAUAGAAGAACUUGUUAAAUUCGAUCAAUACGAUGACCAAGUUAGAUAA